This is a messenger RNA of Glycine soja, 1363 nucleotides long. Its product is annotated as agamous-like MADS-box protein AGL5. The record is from RefSeq and is a predicted model, not a curated record. The transcript is spliced from 8 exons. Gene Ontology annotation, biological process: positive regulation of transcription by RNA polymerase II. Gene Ontology annotation, cellular component: nucleus. Lineage: Eukaryota; Viridiplantae; Streptophyta; Magnoliopsida; Fabales; Fabaceae. Bases 254 to 994 code for a protein of 246 amino acids. Gene Ontology annotation, molecular function: protein dimerization activity; DNA-binding transcription factor activity, RNA polymerase II-specific; RNA polymerase II cis-regulatory region sequence-specific DNA binding.
UAGCUAGACACACACCCCUUGUUUCUUUCCCUUCUGUCUUUGAUUAAUUAUUAUCUUCAUACAUAUCAAGGACAAGUUUAUUAGCUUAUAGUUUAAUGACCAUUUUUUUUCAAAGCUUCUUCUUGGGUUCUCUUAAUUAAUUUCAUCCAUCUUUGAAGUGACACACCAAAUUAAAUAUCAACUUUGGUGUUUUACUUUUUUGCUAAUUAUAAUUUUUAACUAGCUAGCUUUGGGUGGGUCGUUGCAGCCAUAGAUGGAGUUUCCCAACGAAGCAAUAAUAUCAGAAGGGUCUAAUUCUCAGAAGAAAACGGGGAGAGGGAAAAUAGAAAUCAAACGGAUCGAGAACACAACGAAUAGGCAAGUUACCUUCUGCAAACGCCGUAACGGAUUGCUGAAGAAGGCUUAUGAAUUGUCUGUUCUGUGUGAUGCUGAGGUUGCUCUUGUUGUCUUCUCAAGCCGUGGACGCCUCUAUGAGUAUGCCAACAACAGUGUUAGAGGGACUAUCGAAAGGUACAAGAAAGCAUGUGCUGCUUCCACAAAUGCAGAAUCUGUCUCUGAAGCUAAUACACAGUUCUAUCAGCAGGAAGCGUCCAAAUUAAAAAGACAAAUCAGAGACAUUCAGAAUCUAAAUAGGCACAUCCUUGGCGAAGGUCUUAGCUCUCUGAGUCUAAAGGAAUUAAAGAACCUUGAGAGUAGACUGGAGAAAGGUUUAAGCAGAGUUAGAUCCAGAAAGCAUGAAACUUUGUUUGCGGAUAUCGAGUUCAUGCAAAAGCGGGAAAUAGAGCUGCAAAACCAUAAUAAUUUUCUGAGAGCUAAGAUAGCUGAAAACGAGAGAGCACAACAACGGCAACAGGAUAUGAUACCGGGAACUGAGUGCGAGUCAACCAUACCUAAUUCACAAUCAUAUGACCGCAAUUUCUUCCCUGUUAAUCUCAUAGAUUCCAAUAAUAAUCAAUAUUCACGUCAAGACCAGACUGCUCUUCAACUUGUCUGAUCAUAAGCUGGAAAGCGAUUUUAAAUUAUGCAUGGCACAACCUUUCUAUGGUUUCGUCUAUUUGAAUAGCUAGCUAGUUACCUUUCAAGUGUUGAGGGAGCUAGCCCAUACAUCGCCCUAUAUAUGUUUCGUGAAGAACGAGUGCCCUUAGAAAUUCCUCUGCUAGAGUUAUUCCAACGGAGAACAAGAGAAAAGCUAGAGUCAAUAUUUAAUUUGUACCAAUACAUCAUAUGAUAUUGUUUAUGUAUCUUUCAAUAUAUAUAGUUUCUAUUCAGUCCUGGCAUAUUGUAUUUUUAUGUUUGGUUGACCAUACUAUAAUAUUAUAAAUGCUUAUUUCAAUAUGAACACUAUAUCGAGUAGUCAAAAUUA